This is a messenger RNA of Epinephelus moara (kelp grouper), 3769 nucleotides long. RefSeq names its product leucine rich repeat neuronal 2 (gene lrrn2). The record is from RefSeq and is a predicted model, not a curated record. The transcript has 2 exons. Lineage: Eukaryota; Metazoa; Chordata; Actinopteri; Perciformes; Serranidae. Gene Ontology annotation, molecular function: protein binding. Bases 737 to 3064 code for a protein of 775 amino acids.
AGGGACAGAAGCUCUGCUGCAGCAGAACACACCUCAUCUCCAUUUUAGCUGGAGGGAGAAAGAGAGAGGGAGAGAGAUUCAGUCUGUGCCAAUUUACUCUUCAGCUCCAGUGACAGAGAAGGGAGAGCUAGGGAAGUGAUAUUUCAGGAAUCUUAAGAGAUCCACAAACGUGUGACUGAGAGGGAGACGAAGAGAAAAAAAAAAGAAAAAGAAAAAAGCAUCCUGGCACGUUUGCAAAGAAAGACUGAGCAAAUGAAGGAAGGAAGAAAUGACAGAGAGAGAUGUAGUCGGUGCUUCUGUCGCGCAGUGAGCCACCACGCUGGGAGCCAUGAGUCCUCCACCUGUGGCCAGGAUGUGAAAUCGAUGGUGUGACAACAAAGGCAGUCAUUGAGCCACAGCCUUGUGCAGUCCCUGUUCCACCACUGCAAUCAAAGUCACACAGAAAAACACUCUUUGCAGAACAGUCCUCCACUAUAAAGGGGAACAUACACAUUCAGUUUUUACUUGUGUCUGACGCUGCUGUAGAAUGUUGUUAACAAUAUAAUCACUAUUUAAUCUGAAAAGCUUUUAUAAGUGAUGACACUGAACCAUCUGGCCUACCUUUUACAGCUUGCACACACACCUUGAAACUGUCAACAAUACAGCUUCACACACAUUUCUGGUCCAAAUGAUUCAUCUCACAUCCUCAUAAAAAACUCUUCCUCACCUUGUCUGAAUCAGCUGACCUGCGAGGAUUAUGAGGCCGACUUUAGUGUUCCUACAGUCGCAGUGUCUCCUGUGUGUGUUCAUUGGUGUAUGUGUGCCCGGCAUUGUGGGCUCGCUACCUCACGCACUACCAUGGCACGUCUCCUGCCCGGCACGGUGUGUGUGUCAGAUCAAGCCGUGGUUCUCCCUUGAUUCUGUCUACCAUGAAGCUCCCACUGUGGACUGCAAUGACCUGCUCUUGACCAAGUUGCCCUCACCCAUACCCCUGAACACACACACCCUGCGCUUGCAGAGUAACCUUCUGUCCGAGCUUAACACCGCGCUCCUGCACGGACUCGCCAACCUCACCGACCUUGACCUUUCCCAGAAUCGCUUCAGCCACGUCAGGACAAUAACUCAAAGCUCCUCCCUGCCUUCACUACUGUCUCUACAUCUGGAGGAAAACCAUCUCAGUCACCUCCCUGAGGCUUCCUUCUCAUCACUGCCAGCUUUGCAGGAACUUUUCCUCAGCCACAACAACUUACACUCGAUAGCACCUGGAGCAUUCACCGGUCUGGACUCCCUACUGCGUCUGCAUAUCAACAACAACAGACUCACCACUGUUGACCCUCGGUGGUUCAGGGCUUUACCUCGCUUAGAAGUUCUCAUGCUUGGGGGAAACCCGGUGGAGGCCCUGCCUGAGCGGGGCUUCCUUGCCCUGAAAUCCCUACGGAGUCUGGUCCUUGGUGGUAUGGGUCUGAGAGGCUUGGCUGAAAAAGCACUGGAAGGGUUGGAGGGCCUAGAGAGCCUCUCCUUCUAUGAUAACCUGCUGACAAAGGUCCCCACUCAGGCCCUGAUGAGAGUGCCAGGACUAAAGUUCCUUGACCUCAACAAGAACCGCAUCAAACUCAUCGGGACAGGAGACUUCCGAGACAUGGUCCACCUGAAGGAGCUCGGCCUGAACAACAUGGAGGAGCUGGUGUCCAUUGAAAAGGCGGCCCUGGAGAACCUUCCAGAGCUCACGAAGCUUGAAAUCACCAACAACCCGUGCCUGUCCUACAUCCAUCCGCAGGCUUUCCUCCAGCUGAGCAGGCUGGAGACUCUAAUGCUCAACUCCAACUCUCUGAGCGCACUGCACCAGCACAUCAUGCUCUCCCUGCCGAGUCUUCAGGAGGUCAGCUUACACUCCAACCCACUGCGAUGUGACUGCCUGUUUCACUGGGCCGCUGAGGGGGCCUCUCACCCUCACACUGAUGACACGGAAACAGAAAAACAAACACCACGGACGGUGCGUUUCAUCCAACCUCAGGCCACGCUGUGCUCUGAACCUCCAGAGCUGAGAGCUCGCAGGGUGAGAGAGGUAUCCUCCAGGGAGAUGUCGGCCUCAUGCCUCCCCAUGAUCCCUGCCAGCUCCCUCCCUUCCUACGUUGGGGUAAGAGAAGGAGGAAAACUGGUCUUGCACUGCCGAGCUCUAGCGGAUCCACAGCCUAAACUGUACUGGGUGACUCCCUCUGGGCUGAGACUUGGUCCUGCGCCGAGACAUGCAUCCAAAGGUUUACCGGCUCCUGCUCCCUGCCACAGCCUGACAGCCUCUGAGGGAUCCAACCUAACUUCCGCCUCCAGCAUCUCUCCCAGGCAGCCUCAAGAUGAUACUCCCUGUAACCCCUCCAAACACUACCGGCUACUGCCUGAGGGAACUCUGGAGAUGAACAAGGUCACCCCCAGCGAGGCAGGAUUGUAUACCUGUGUAGCUGAGAAUGCACUGGGGGCAGAUACACGCAGUGUUACUGUAGGUGUACAUAGCAGAGAAAAGAAAAGAAAGAGGGUAAUGUCUGCUAAUAUGAAGGGAUAUCUCAGAGCGGAUGCAAGGUUGGAGGUGAGGGAGGUCGGACAACACUACGCCAUCCUGUCCUGGCAGAGCGGUCGCAACCUCCCUUCAACUCGUCUAUCCUGGCAAGCCAUAUACUCAAACGCACACACGCCCACGUACACCACACGCAUCCUGGCUGGCACACAGAGCUUCAACCUGACCCACCUGCAGGCAGAGACAUUUUACCGAGUGUGUCUACAUUUAGGGAUCAGUGAGGGCACCAAACACGCCAGCAGGAGAUCAAGAGAGACCAGAAAGCCUCAGUGUGUUUCACUCAGGACGAAGGAUGUCCCAGAGCCCAAGCCCAGCCUGCAGCUAAGCCCGGAGCUGACCUCCACAGCAGUCACACUGUUGCUCCUCGCACUCAUACUGCUGCUGCUAGCAGGCCAGGGCUGGGACAACGAGCCUGGCGAGGGAGCGGAAAAGCAGCACAGUGCCAUCCUCCAGGAAAUCAAAAGUCCUAAAGCUCUGAUCAUCAAUCAAAAGACAGACGGGAGCAACACACAUUAGCCAAAGCAGAUUGAGGAACUGCUACUACACCAGGACUGCUGAGAUAAUGAAGUUUGUGCACAUUCAAAUCCAGACAAAAUCACUGACCCCCCGUACACACACACACACACACACACACACACACAAAAUGUCAAAUAUACACUUUGUGAAUCACAGGUAGAAGAGAGGAGUCAUAGAUCAGAGCAGUGGUUUAGAAAGAGAUUUGUAUUUAUUUUAUAUACCGUAUAAAGUAUAUAUUGACAUUGUUUCUGUGUUAAGAUGUAUUGUACAGAAUGCCUAAACCCUAACCAGGGAAAUAAAAGUGGACAAUCAUACUCCUGCAGCACAGUGAGUGAACACAGGAGAAGCAAAUGAGCCUGAGCUGCCGAUGACCACUGGACUGUAACCGAAGACAACGUGAUUCAAUCCAGGGACAGAUAUUUGCAGAGGAGAGCGGCUCAGGCCUCCAGGGUAUUUGUCAUGUUUCCUGUCUACAUGUUUCACAGACUGAACCAUUUUUUUCUCUGAGCAGAUGAAACUCUGUCUUGAGACUGAUACUGAAUUAAAUUCCUGCAUUGAUGUAAACAACCCUCUUGCUUAGCUUUCAGUACCUUGGACUGGGUUGUCCAUCUUGCAGUACAUACAGUAUAUUCAUCCUGAUUCCCUGCCUAACGUCCCAAAUCCUCUUUCAGCAUAAAAGUGAUCGAAAAGUGAUUGUGUUAAAUU